This is a messenger RNA of Arabis nemorensis, 528 nucleotides long. NCBI's taxonomy places the organism in Eukaryota, Viridiplantae, Streptophyta, Magnoliopsida, Brassicales, Brassicaceae. The record is from the annotation of a GenBank genome assembly.
AUGGUAAAAGAUGAAUAUAAGGUGGAAUCCGACUUGGUGGAGAUCACUUAUUCACUACCGGAAUCAAUGUUGCAACAUAUGGCGCCGGAUACUCCUCCAAUGCAUGUCACAAAUGAUAGACAAGUUCAGAAUUUGAUCGAGCUAAGUAGAGCGCAUGUUAUACGUCUUUGUGUCUCGAUUCGGUUGGAGAUGGAUUGUGAUGUCAACAAUGAUUGUGAUGGAAUUUUGGACAGUGAUUACAGUGUUUACGGAAAAGUGAAAGAUGAGGAUCAAGAUGAUAUCACAUUUGAUGGUGUUGGUGGAAGUCAGCGUUGUCUUGGCGAAGGAGCAAGAUCAAAAUCGACAUGGUCUGAUGGUAUAUUUGUCGGACAGAGUUUUAGUAGGAAGGAUGAGCUGCUUAGAGAGUUGCGAUUGACGGCCAUGAUGUCAAGAUUUGCAUUCAAAACAUACAAGUCUACUAAAACUCUGUUAGUCGCUACGUGUCGUGUGAAAGGAUGCAAGUGGAAAGUCAGAGCGUGUGACAAAUGA